Messenger RNA from Gastrolobium bilobum, 2646 nucleotides. RefSeq names its product exocyst complex component SEC3A-like. Gene Ontology annotation, cellular component: plasma membrane; exocyst. The transcript is spliced from 25 exons. NCBI's taxonomy places the organism in Eukaryota, Viridiplantae, Streptophyta, Magnoliopsida, Fabales, Fabaceae. Gene Ontology annotation, biological process: exocytosis; Golgi to plasma membrane transport. Bases 1 to 2646 code for a protein of 881 amino acids. The record is from RefSeq and is a predicted model, not a curated record. Gene Ontology annotation, molecular function: phosphatidylinositol-4,5-bisphosphate binding.
AUGGCGAAAUCAAGCGCUGACGAUGCUGAGCUCCGGCGAGCUUGCGAGGCUGCCAUUGAGGGAACCAAACAGAAGAUCGUCCUGUCCAUCCGAGUUGUCAAGACACACGGCACUUGGGGAAAAUCUGCCAAGCUUGGUCGUCAAAUGGCUAAGCCUAGGGUUCUCGCUCUCUCCACAAAAGCAAAGGCUCAGCGGACAAAAGCUUUUCUUCGAGUUUUAAAGUAUUCAUCGGGAGGAGUUAUUGAGCCUGCUAAGAUAUACAAGCUGAAGCACCUUUCAAAAUUGGAAGUUGUAACAAAUGAUCCCAGUGGAUGUACGUUUACACUGGGAUUUGAUAACCUUAGAAGCCAGAGUGUGGCUCCUCCACAGUGGACAAUGCGCAAUAUUGAUGACAGGAAUCGGCUCCUGCUUUGCAUCUUAAAUAUCUGCAAAGAUGUUCUGGGUCGCCUUCCUAAGGUUGUUGGUAUGGAUGUUGUGGAGAUGGCUCUUUGGGCUAAGGAAAAUACAACCUCAGUUUCCACUCAAAAUAAUCUACAAGACGGUGCUCCUGUUGAAUCUGCUGAAACCGAAACAAAAUUGAAAGUCAAUGUCGAAAAGGAACUUGUCUCCCAGGCAGAGGAAGAGGACAUGGAGGCUCUUUUGGGAACUUAUUUCAUGGGUAUUGGUGAAGCAGAGGCAUUUUCUGAAAGGUUGAAAAGAGAGCUUCAGGCUCUGGAAGCAGCAAACGUGCAUGCCAUUUUAGAAAGUGAACCUUUGAUAGAUGAGGUGUUGCAAGGGCUUGAAGCAGCAACAAAUUGUGUGGAAGACAUGGAUGAAUGGUUAGGCAUGUUCAAUGUGAAACUCCGACACAUGAGGGAAGAUAUCGAAUCAAUUGAAACCCGCAAUAACAAGUUGGAAAUGCAAUCAGUAAAUAACAAAACUCUCAUUGAAGAGCUUGAUAAGCUUCUUGAGCAAUUGAGUAUCCCUGCUGAGUAUUCAGCAUGCUUGACAGGAGAAUCAUUUGAUGAAGCGCGGAUGCUUCAAAAUAUAGAAGCAUGUGAGUGGUUGACCGGUGCCUUGCGUGGUCUUGCAGUACCUAAUGUAGAUCCAACUUAUGCAAAUAUGAGAGCCGUUAAAGAGAAGCGAGGAGAACUUCAAAUAAUAAAAUCUACUUUUGUCGGGAAAGCUUCUGAAUACUUGAGAAGUUACUUUGCUAGUUUUGUGGAUUUCAUGAUAAAUGAUAAAAAUUACUUUUCUCAGCGGGGACAGUUGAAAAGGCCAGAUCAUGCUGACCUGCGGUACAAGUGCAGGACAUAUGCACGUCUUCUGCAACAUUUAAAGGUUCUUGAUAAGAAUUGCUUGGGCCCAUUGAGAAAAGCUUACUGUAGUUCUCUAAACCUGCUUCUUCGCAGGGAGGCCCGUGAGUUCGCCAAUGAACUUCGAGCUAGUACUAAAGCUCCUAAAAAUCCAACUGUUUGGCUUGAAGGUUCCACAGGUUCUGGUCAGAAUGUAAAUUCUGCUGACACUUCUACAGUCUCUGAUGCAUAUGCAAAGAUGCUCACUAUUUUUAUCCCACUUCUGGUGGAUGAGAGCUCUUUUUUUGCACACUUCUUGUGCUUUGAAGUUCCUACACUUGUUGAUGGUAAUAAAACUGGACACAAUGAUGAUGCAAAUGAUGAUGAUUUGGGAAUUAUGGACAUUGAUGAGAAUAACUGCAAAUCUGGUAAAAAUUCUGUGGAGCUUGCAGCUUUAAAUGAAUCACUUCAGGAUUUGCUCGAUGGAGUUCAAGAAGACUUCUAUGCUGUUGUGGAUUGGGCAUACAAGAUUGAUCCUUUACGCUGCAUAUCGAUGCAUGGAGUAACAGAAAAGUAUCUCUCUGGUCAGAAAGCUGAUGCAGCAGGAUUUGUACGGCUUUUGCUUGGUGACCUGGAGUCUCGGAUAUCUAUGCAAUUCAGCCGUUUUGUUGAUGAAGCUUGCCAUCAGAUUGAAAAAUAUGAGCGCAAUGUUCGCCAAAUGGGUGUCCUACCCUACAUUCCCAGAUUUGCAACCCUUGCGACGCGUAUGGAGCAAUACAUUGCCGGACAAUCGAGGGAUUUGGUUGACCAAGCAUACACAAAAUUUGUUAGCAUAAUGUUUGUAACUUUGGAAAAAAUUGCACAAACAGAUCCAAAAUAUGCAGAUAUUUUUCUUAUAGAGAACUAUGCUGCUUUUCAGAAUAGUUUGUAUGACCUUGCCAACGUUGUGCCCACUUUGGCCAAGUUUUAUCAUCAGGCUAGUGAAGCCUAUGAGCAAGCUUGCACACGCCAUAUUAGCAUGAUUAUCUACUAUCAAUUUGAACGCCUUUUCCAGUUCGCAAGAAGAAUUGAGGACUUGAUAUUCAAUAAUGUUGCACCCGAAGAGAUUCCUAUCCAGCUUGGGCUGUCAAAAGCGGAUUUUCGGAAGAUGCUAAAGUCCAGUUUAUCUGGGGUGGACAAGUCCUUUGGGGCAAUGUAUAAGAAACUGCAGAAGAACUUAACUUCGGAGGAACUGUUACCUUCCUUAUGGGAUAAAUGCAAGAAGGAUUUUCUUGAUAAGUACGAAAGUUUUGUGCAACUUAUCGCCAAGAUUUACCCUGCUGAGUCAAUCCCUUCUGUAGCAGAGAUGAGAGACAUUUUAGCUUCCAUGUGA